This is a messenger RNA of Durusdinium trenchii, 1750 nucleotides long. Lineage: Eukaryota; Dinophyceae; Suessiales; Symbiodiniaceae. The record is from the annotation of a GenBank genome assembly.
GGUGUUUACCCAAGAUCCUACAGAUGCUGUUGAUUUCCAUGUAUGCCAUGGCUGCGACGGCCACGCUUCAUCAAAGGCCAUGGUGACCAUCGACAAGGAGCCAGGAUCCUUGGCAGGAGCUUCAGCCUCCAUCCAGGCUGCAGCCAGGAGUGCAGAACAAGAUGACUUGCCGACUUUUGGGACCCCCCCUGGCAAGUCGCCGACAAUGGCAUGGCAGGAGAACACGGAUGAGUCAGGUGGAUCGACUCAGCCCGCAGUCUCGCCAGGCUCGGACGGCAUUGUGGCUGCCAUCAAGAACCUCACAGCAGGUAGACCGGCAGCGGCUGUAAAAAUCCCGGGUUUGAGAGCAAGUUGUCACUGUGGCGGAGUGCCACACAGUGAGGUGCUACGGUGGUGGAGUGAGGUGUCCAAUGAGAUCCAACUCAUCACAGAGGCAGUCGAUGCCAAGCUAGACCUGUGGAGAGCUCGAAUGACCGAGAAAGACCAGGUCAUUAAGCGGCUCUAUGUGAAAGUGAAACAACUUUCAGAGUCGGCCAAGAGCCCCAUGCCAGCGGUGACGCAGACAGGAACGCGAAGCCCUUUGAGGGCCGCCACGCGCAGCGGGCGCAUCGCGCCAGCGUCUCCGUCCAAUCAUCCGCGGGCGCUCUUGGCAGCUCAGUCGGUUGAUGGCCUACAGUCUGUUGGAGGCCUCGGGACUGGCACACGGCCUUCUGGUCGCUCUGGGUCCCUGAGCCCAUCAGGCCGGCCACUGCUAGGUGGAGAUGGCUUGAACGGCCGGGGUGCGGAGGUCCGACCAACACCAGCGCCACCGAUGCAGUCAUCAAACGUGGCACGAAAGCCGCAGAAGCGUGAAGCUGCUGAGCGGGUGCAGAUUUUGUAUCUCCGCCAAGAAGUCGCGCAACUGCGUCGGCAGAAUGUGGAGCUACAGAACCAGGUCCGGGCAGGUGAUCUUCAAGUGGAGAACUUGAGCGGACUGGUCAAGGACUUGCAGGACUCGCAACGGAGUCGGACCACCUCCGCCUCGACGUCCACAGCAGCACCGGGUCAACCUGGAGCUCUUCCGCUGCAAGCGGGUCCCAGCAGCGGGGCAAGCACACCUGUCGUUGCCAUGCCAGUGGUCGGGUCACCGACAAGUGUCAACAGUGCAGGUCAGCCUUUGGCACAGCCAAUUGCAGAGGCACAGGCCAGAACGUAUGGCCAGCGACGUUUGUCCAUGGACGGCCAGUCUGGUGUGAUCGUGGCAUCACGCACCUCCGCUGUGAACCAGGCGCAGAGAUAUGCACGCCAGGCAGAAGCAGGUGAGCGCGGAUCAGCCUCCCGACCCUCAAGCGCCUUUCAGAGACACAAGGAGCAGAUGGCCUCCAAUCGGCGCAUUAUCGUGGCGGCCCCGACCCAGGCACAUCAUGCAACUGCUGGCAGUCAAAUGGCUCGGAUGUUCUCUCCAAGGAGUCGACAGAUGCAACCGACACGAAGUGUGGCGAGUUGCGCCGCUCUGCGAGAGCCAGCGGCCUUGCGCGAGCCGGCUGCCAGCAUUGCACAAGCUGCUCAGGCAGUGGCAACGCAAAGUGACAGCCAAUCACAGCAGGUGCGACCCACCGCUGUGGCCGGACCGCACCUCGCAGGCUUCGGCUCGAGCGGCUUCCGCUCGGCCUCAGUGGACCAGAGAGCUCGAACACGAAUUAGCACUGCCAGGCGAUCUUUACGCCGCCACUGAGUGGGUCGCACCUGGGUGAGUUCGGGUGCGCGCCAG